UCUUCUUGAUGAAUCCUAGAGGCAAUGAAGAAAGUUGAAAUUGAGAGCUCUCUAAAUAAAGGGUCUCCAUCAUCUUCUCUUGAUAUAAGAGUUACUAAGAGAGGUGUAGCUGGUAGUUUGCAAGAAAAAAACAUGAAAUCAGCCACAGUUAGGCCUUAUGUUCGAUCGAAAAUGCCCAGGCUUCGCUGGGCACCUGAUCUUCAUCACUGCUUUGUGCAUGCAGUUGAAUGGCUUGGUGGAGAAGAUCGGGCCACCCCAAAGAUGGUUUUGCAAAUCAUGGAUGUGAAGGGCCUUACCAUAUCUCACGUAAAGAGCCAUCUUCAGAUGUACAGGAGCAUGAAGCAUGAGCAGAUGACACAAGAAGCGGCUAUGGAAGCAAAGAAGAAUGGUAAGGAGCCUAAGAUUCACCAUUCAAAUUAUUUGACGCAUACAAUGUGCUGCCAACAGAAUCGUCAGUUAAAUGGCAAGGGAUUGGUCAAUAACAAUGCACUUCUCCAUCAAGGCCGUGGAGCUCACAAUCCUGCUAAUGGGCUUGCCCUCAGAAAUGCUAGCUUCUUGACAUCUCAAAGGAAAGACAGGGAAGGGCUGUGGAUUGGAAAGAAAGUGAAUGAACCAUUCUUACAUGAAGAAAAAACAAGCAAGGAGUGGGAGCAGAAACCUGAUAAUUACAUUAUCUUCAAGGAUCUACUCAAGAGCUGCAAUGGCACAGAGACAAAUGACCAAGAUAAGAUGUCAGCAGGUGCCGCAGGUUGCAAUAAAAGUAAUCAAAGUUUAGAAGAAUUAGACGAGAUUGCACAGAGAAUAGAUGGUGACGGGAUGACUUUAUCCCUAAAAUCAAAAGUUUCCGAGUCUUUUUUGAAGCCGAGCAAAGCAAAGAAUAGUUCAGAUGUGAAUGAUGUUUCUCUUGAGCUCACCCUUGCUUGAAGACAUACACAUUAUGAAGCUAACAGUUUGGAACCUUUAGAAAAGUCUUUCAGCUUGAUCAUUGCUGUAACUUCCUAUAGUUUACUCCAAUUGAUGCAGCAACUCGAGGAAAUUAAUAGCCUCAACUCUGUAAUUCUAAUAUAGACUAAUAAGAAUUUAGUACUUUUAGCUAAUUAUUGAUCAUAAAAGAAUAUGGAUGAGAGC
Molecule: messenger RNA, 1128 nt
Organism: Populus trichocarpa (black cottonwood)
Lineage: Eukaryota; Viridiplantae; Streptophyta; Magnoliopsida; Malpighiales; Salicaceae
Product: myb family transcription factor PHL12
Exons: 6
Coding region: 25-924 (299 amino acids)
Biological process (GO): regulation of DNA-templated transcription; abaxial cell fate specification
Cellular component (GO): nucleus
Molecular function (GO): transcription cis-regulatory region binding
Source: RefSeq, a predicted model, not a curated record